Molecule: messenger RNA, 7066 nt
Organism: Nematolebias whitei (Rio pearlfish)
Lineage: Eukaryota; Metazoa; Chordata; Actinopteri; Cyprinodontiformes; Rivulidae
Product: phospholipid-transporting ATPase ABCA1
Exons: 49
Coding region: 251-7066 (2271 amino acids)
Biological process (GO): lipid transport; transmembrane transport
Cellular component (GO): membrane; intracellular membrane-bounded organelle
Molecular function (GO): ATP hydrolysis activity; ABC-type transporter activity; ATP binding
Source: RefSeq, a predicted model, not a curated record
CUCUCUAUGCUGCUUCUCUGCUCCGCAUCGAGCUGAGCUAUAAAAGCCUGGCGGGGAAGAAAAAACACUCUUGGUAAGACACUGGCAGAGCACGGAGAGGCACCGCAACCUCCGAGGAACGUAAUUUAUUGACACUUUUUCAACCGUCUGGAACAAGAGACUGCAGUUUAUGAGAGGAGAAGAAGGGAAUAUUCACACAAGAUUAAGUGAGGAGCUGGAGUUUGCUCUGUGAGGCUGGGAAGACGGCAACAUGGCAGUCUCCACUCAGCUGGGGCUGCUGCUGUGGAAGAACUUCACCUACCGACGGAGACAGACUAUCCAGCUGCUGAUUGAGAUCAUCUGGCCUUUGUUCAUCUUUUUCAUCCUGAUUUCGGUUCGAAUACAUUAUCCACCCUACGAACAACAUCAAUGUCACUUCCCUAACAAGGCAAUGCCCUCAGCGGGUACACUUCCCUGGGUACAGGGCAUUAUCUGUAACGCCAACAACCCCUGCUUUCGUAAUCCUACCCCAGGAGAGAGUCCGGGCAUUGUGGGAAAUUUUAAUGACUCCAUAAUCUCUCGUUUGAUUAAUGAUGCCAAGAAGAUGCUACUGUACACUCAGAAUGAUAAGAGCUACGAAGGCUACAAAGGUCUGCUGAGAGCCCUCAGGAAGCUUCAGAAGAACACUCCUCGCUUUAAGCUGAAGGACUUUUUGAGAGACAAUGAGACCCUUUCUGAAUUUCUACACCACAAUGCAUCACUUCCUCGCCACGCCCUGAGACAAAUCCUAGAGGCUGAAGUCAACUUGGAGAAGGUGCUCACCAAAGGUUUUGGAUUUCAUCUUAAAGACCUUUGCAACGUGACCCCCCUGGAAGAGUUUGUCCACAUCGCUGACCACAAUGUGUCCCGUUUAACCCAAGAAAUCAUUUGCAAGUCGUCCAUUGACUGGCUGAACAAAGCUCAAAUCCACUUUCUCUCCAAUUUGGACUUCCUAAAACCAAUUCAGAGAGAUGUGAGGUCAGAUCCCAAAGUUGUUCAGGAAGUCUCUGCUGCAACCGGCAACCUUCUGGAGAGCCUUGGAGCGUUGGCUGUGGAGCUUUCCAGCAUGAAAAGUUGGAAAGAUAUGCGGAAGGAGAUCCUGUAUCUGACUGCGAACACAACGGGGUCUCCAAAGCAGAUGUACGAGGCCGUGUCACGUAUCGUCUGCGGGCAUCCAGAGGGAGGUGGCCUCAAGAUCAAGUCUCUCAACUGGUAUGAAGACAACAACUACAAGGCGCUGUUUGGACACCAUGGCAAUGACAGUGACAGUGAACCAGUCUCUACUUAUGACAACUCUUCCACUCCUUAUUGUAACAACUUGAUGAAAGGCCUGGAGUCCAGCCCCAUUUCCAGGAUGAUCUGGCGAGCUCUUAAACCUCUUCUCAUGGGGAAGAUCCUGUACACCCCAGAUACUCCAGCAACACAGAGGAUCAUCCAUGAGGUUAAUAAGACCUUCCAGGAGCUGGGUGUCCUGAGAGACCUUGGUGGUAUGUGGGAGGAAAUGAGGCCCAAAUUCUGGAAUUUCAUGGAGAAUAGUGAAGAAAUGGACUUGGUCAGGUCCCUGCUCCAAAGCAACGUCAGUGCAGCUUUCCUGAACGCCCAGCUCAGUGGGACUGAGUGGAGCGUGUCGGACGUGACAAAUUUUCUAUCCAAAGCAUCGGAGUUCCGCAGGCCUGCAGGUUCAGCGUACACCUGGAGAGAUGUCUUCAACGAGACCGACCGGGCCAUACGGACCAUUUCACAAUUUAUGGAGUGUGUGAACCUGGAUAAGUUGGAGGCGGUUGCUAACGAGGAACGCCUGGUCAACAAGUCCAUGGGUCUCCUGAAUAACCAAAAGUUCUGGGCUGGGAUUGUGUUCCCUGACAUUGCUCGUAACAACAGCACAGACCUUCCUCCCAAUGUCAACUACAAAAUUCGUAUGGACAUCGAUAAUGUGGAGAGGACUAACAAGAUCAAAGAUGGAUAUUGGGACCCUGGUCCCAGGGCGGACCCCUUUGAGGACCUUCGGUACAUCUGGGGUGGGUUUUCAUACCUGCAGGAUGUCAUUGAACAAGGAAUCACCCGAGCCAUCACCGGCACCAGGGAGAGGACAGGCAUCUACAUUCAGCAGAUGCCUUAUCCCUGUUAUGUUGAUGAUAUGUUCUUGCAAGUGAUGAGCAGGUCAAUGCCUCUCUUCAUGACUUUGGCAUGGAUGUACUCAGUAGCUAUUAUCAUCAAAGGUGUUGUGUAUGAGAAGGAGGCGCGACUGAAGGAGACCAUGAGGAUCAUGGGUCUGAACAAUGGCAUCCUGUGGCUGAGCUGGUUCAUCAGCAGUUUGAUCCCUCUGCUUAUCAGCGCAGGCUUGUUGGUGAUGUUACUGAAGAUGGGAAACCUGCUGCCAUACAGUGACUGCGGCGUUGUGUUUCUUUUCCUGGGAUCCUUUGGCGUCGUCACCAUAAUGCAGUGUUUUCUUAUCAGCACCUUAUUUUCACGUGCCAACCUGGCCGCAGCCUGUGGGGGCAUCAUAUACUUCACUCUGUAUCUGCCAUAUGUUCUUUGUGUUGCCUGGCAAGACUACGUGGGCUUUGGAGCUAAAAUUGUUGUGAGUUUACUUUCUCCUGUGGCCUUUGGCUUUGGAUGUGAGUACUUUGCCCUGUUUGAGGAGCAAGGAGUAGGAAUCCAGUGGUCCAACUUGCUUGUGAGCCCAAUGAAGGAGGACAGCUACAACCUGACCACCUCUAUCUGCCUCAUGCUGUUUGACGCAGUGUUGUAUGGAAUAAUGACCUGGUACAUCGAAGCUGUCUUCCCUGGUCAGUACGGCAUCCCAAGGCCUUGGUAUUUCCCUUUCACAAGGUCGUACUGGUGUGGAGAGAAAGAAAAUAAAGACAUCAACACUCCUCUGUCAAAGAGAUGCAAUGCCGAUGCUGUAUGCAUGGAAGAGGAUCCGAGCCACAUUGAACCUGGUGUUUACAUUGAAAAUCUAGUGAAGAUCUACAGCCACGGGAACAAGCUGGCUGUAGACGGACUGUCCCUGAAGUUCUACGAGGGACAGAUCACCUCCUUCCUCGGCCACAAUGGAGCUGGCAAGACCACGACCAUGUCAAUCCUGACAGGAUUGUUCCCUCCCACUUCUGGUACUGCCUACAUCCUCGGCAAAGACAUCCGCAGUGAGCUGAGCACCAUCCGACAGAACCUGGGAGUCUGCCCCCAGCACAAUGUGCUUUUCAGCAUGUUGACGGUGGAGGAGCACAUUUGGUUCUACGCUUGUCUAAAGGGGCUUCCUGAAGAGAAGGUGAAAGCUGAAAUGGAACAAAUCGUCAAUGAUGUCGGCCUGCCUCACAAGAGAAAGUCCCGCACGAGCACCCUGUCAGGAGGGAUGCAGAGGAAGUUGUCGGUGGCGUUGGCUUUUGUUGGAGGCUCCAAAGUUGUGAUUCUGGAUGAGCCCACUGCUGGCGUUGAUCCCUAUGCUCGCAGGGGAAUCUGGGACCUACUUCUCAAGUACAGACAGGGUCGUACUAUCAUCCUAUCCACUCAUCACAUGGAUGAAGCUGACAUCCUGGGUGACCGAAUUGCCAUCAUUUCCCAUGGCAAGCUGUGCUGUUUGGGAUCCUCGCUCUUCCUCAAGACCCACCUUGGCACUGGCUACUACCUGACCCUGGUCAAGAGAGACUACGAUUUGUCCCUUCAGUCCUGCAGGAACUCUGCCAGUACAGUGUCCUACAGCAAGAAAAUAGAAAAGGAGGACAGUGUAUCAGAGAGCAGCUCAGACGCUGGUCUGGGAAGUGAACCAGAAAGUGAAACCACCACCAUCGAUGUCUCCCUCAUCUCCAGUGAGAUCUUCAAGCAUGUUCCAGAGGCUCGUCUAGUGGAAGAUCUGGGCCAUGAGCUCACGUACAUCUUGCCUUACCAUUCAGCUAAAGAUGGAGCUUUUGUUGAGCUCUUCCAUGAGCUUGAUGACAGACUCACAGACUUGGGGAUUUCAAGUUAUGGAAUAUCUGAUACUACCUUAGAAGAGAUUUUCUUGAAAGUGGCAGAAGACAGCGGAGUGGAUUCUGUUGAGCUUUCAGAUGGAGUUGUACCGACCAGGAUUCGUCGGCGUCAUGCGUUCGGAGACCACCAGAGCUGCCUGAAGCCCUUCACCGAGGACGACUUUGACUUCAAUGACUCUGAAGGGGACCCAGAAUCCCGUGAAACCGACUGGCUCGGGGGAGCAGAUGGCAAAGGUUCAUUCCAGGUCAAAGGCUGGAGUCUGAAGAGACAGCAGUUUGUUGCACUCCUCUGGAAACGAUUUCUCUACGCUCGUCGCUCCAGGAAAGGCUUCUUUGCUCAGAUUGUUCUGCCAGCAGUGUUUGUUUGUAUCGCACUUGUGUUCAGUCUUAUUGUGCCUCCAUUUGGAAAGUACCCCAGUCUGGCUCUGCAUCCCAGCAUGUACGGAGAACAGUUUUCCUUCAUCAGUAAUGAUAUUCCUGAGGACUCUCACACCAACAAGCUACAGCAUGCUCUGAUAGAAAAACCAGGGUUUGGAACACAUUGCAUGGAAGACGAGCCCGUACCUGACACUCCGUGCACUGCUGUUGAAGAUGAGUGGGCGAUUCCUCAAGUCCCUCAAAGUGUAAGGGACAUUUUUGACAAAGGCAACUGGACCAUGGAGAACCCGUCUCCGCUUUGUGAGUGUAGCUGCGGAAAACAAAAAAGGAUGCUGCCCGAGUGUCCCGCCGGGGCCGGUGGCCUUCCACCCCCACAGAUGAAGGUCAGUGACAAAGACACACUGCAGAAUCUGACUGGCAGAAAUGUGUCCGAUUAUCUGGUCAAAACCUACGCUCAGAUCAUUGGCAAGAGUCUGAAGAACAAGAUUUGGGUCAAUGAGUUCAGAUAUGGUGGAUUUUCACUGGGUGCCAGAAAUCCUCAGAUUCUGCCCCAAAAAGAAGAAAUUGAUGUAGCGAUCGUGCAGCUGAGGAGACGCUUUCACCUCGAAAGAGGAACUGCAGCUGAUCGUUUCUUCCGCAGUCUGGCCAGUUUUAUCCAAGGACUGGACACCAAAAAUAACGUCAAGAUCUGGUUUAACAAUAAGGGCUGGCACAGCAUUGGUUCUUUCCUUAAUGUGAUGAACAACGCUGUCCUGCGGGCGAGUCUGCCGCCUGGAAAAGACCCCACAAAGUUUGGCAUCACUGCCUACAAUCACCCGCUGAACCUGACCAAGGAGCAGCUGUCGCAGGUUGCUUUGAUGACAACAUCCGUGGACGUUUUGGUGUCCAUUUGCGUGAUCUUCGCCAUGUCUUUUGUCCCUGCCAGUUUUGUGGUUUUCCUCAUCCAGGAGAGAGUGACGAAGGCCAAACAUAUGCAGUUCAUCAGUGGAGUGCAGCCUUUCCUCUACUGGCUGGCAAACUUUGUCUGGGAUAUGUGUAACUACAUUGUUCCAGCCACUUUGGUGAUCAUCAUAUUUGUAUGUUUCCAACAAGAAGCCUAUGUGUCCUCCACCAAUCUGCCAGUGCUGGCCCUGCUGCUGCUGCUCUACGGAUGGUCCAUCACCCCUCUGAUGUACCCAGCCUCCUUCUUCUUUAAGAUCCCAAGCACUGCCUAUGUGGUUCUGACGAGCGUCAACAUACUGAUAGGGAUCAACGGCAGUGUGUCCACAUUUGUCCUGGAGUUGUUUGGAAGCAACGAGAUUGGUGGCAUUAAUGACAUCUUGAAGAACGUGUUCCUCAUUUUUCCUCACUUCUGCCUGGGUAGAGGACUGAUUGACAUGGUGAAGAAUCAGGCCAUGGCUGAUGCUUUAGAGAGAUUUGGUGAAAACCGGUUCCGCUCUCCCCUGGCCUGGGACAUGGUGGGGAAGAACCUGUUUGCGAUGGCCAUAGAAGGUGUCAUCUUCUUCUUUAUCACCGUCCUCAUUCAGUACCGCUUCUGCUUCAAGGCCAGGUCAUCCACCAGCCAUCUGAAGCCUAUCGGAGAAGAAGAUGAGGAUGUGGCCAGAGAGCGACAAAGGAUCCUGAGCGGCGGAGGACAGUCUGACAUUCUGGAGCUCAGAGAACUCACCAAGAUUUACAAGCGGAAACAGAAGCCAGCAGUGGACCGGCUGUGUGUUGGCAUCCCUCCUGGAGAGUGUUUUGGUUUGCUGGGAGUAAAUGGAGCAGGGAAAACCAGCACCUUUAAAAUGCUCACCGGAGACUCUGUCGUCACCAGCGGGGAGGCGUAUUUAGCCAGCAAGAGUGUAACUACAGAGAUGGAUGAGGUGCAUCAGAACAUGGGCUACUGCCCUCAGUUUGAUGCCAUCAAUGACCUAUUGACUGGAAGAGAACACCUCGAGUUUUAUGCUAUCCUGAGAGGAGUACCUGAGAAGGAAGUCUGUGAGGUGGCAGAGUGGGGCAUCAAGAAACUGGGUCUGGUCAAAUACGUGGACAAGGCAGCUGGCAGCUACAGUGGAGGAAACAUGAGGAAGCUUUCCACCGCCAUUGCUCUCAUAGGAGGACCUCCUGUUGUAUUUCUGGACGAACCGACAACAGGCAUGGACCCUAAGGCUCGCCGCGCCCUCUGGAAUGCCAUCUUGAGCAUCAUCAAGGAGGGACGAUCUGUAGUGUUGACUUCUCACAGCAUGGAGGAAUGUGAAGCACUCUGCACCAGAAUGGCCAUAAUGGUCAACGGCAGGUUCCGCUGUCUGGGCAGUGUGCAACACCUCAAGAACAGGUUUGGUGACGGUUACACCAUCAUCUUGCGGGUGGCGGGGCCGGACCCAGACCUCCAGCCGGUGAUGGAGUUCAUCGAGCGGGAGCUGCCCAGGAGCACGUUAAAGGAGAGGCACCGCAACAUGCUGCAGUACCAGCUUUCCUCGUCUCUCACCUCCCUCGCCCGCAUCUUCUCCCUGCUGUCUAAGAACAAGGAGGCCCUCAGCAUAGAGGACUACUCCGUCUCUCAGACCACUUUGGACCAAGUGUUCGUCAAUUUCGCCAAGGACCAAAGCGACGAGGACCACUUGAAAGACGUCCACAUGAGUAAGCGAGAAGCCGUCGUGGUGGACCUUUCCCAGCUAAACUCUUUCCUCGUGGACAGCAAGACGAGGGAGAGCUGUGUCUGA